AUGGAGUGGCUGUGGGUGGUGGGAUACUUCCUCCACGCACGGCUCCAGUUUGCCCACCGAAAUAGAGUCAAAGUCUCAGAUAACCUCUCCCUCAUUCACUCGGUCCUCAGCACCCACGCCCAGGCACUCCAGGACUCUCCGUGGAAGGGACUCCCCGAACUCACCAACAAGGACGGGACAGAGUGCGUGGAUAGCUGUCCCGUGCAGGCCUGGUCCAUGGCCACCAUUCUAGACGUUCUUCAUGAUCUCAAGCAGUAUAGCUGA
Molecule: messenger RNA, 264 nt
Organism: Geodia barretti
Lineage: Eukaryota; Metazoa; Porifera; Demospongiae; Tetractinellida; Geodiidae
Source: the annotation of a GenBank genome assembly